Lichtheimia ornata is the source of this 1323-nucleotide messenger RNA. RefSeq lists its product as uncharacterized. Bases 1 to 1323 code for a protein of 440 amino acids. Lineage: Eukaryota; Fungi; Mucoromycota; Mucoromycetes; Mucorales; Lichtheimiaceae. The record is from RefSeq and is a predicted model, not a curated record. The transcript has 2 exons.
AUGUCAACCAUCCCACAGGACUUGAGUUACACUACCACCACUACCAUGACACCAGGCUUAAUGCGAUCAGGUAGCAGCUCCUCUUCAUCUGGUGGAGGCUCGAUUAUCACUAGCCCCACCGAUGAUGCAACCAUUGACUUUACCGUUCCGGCUACAUCUUCAGCGUCGCCCACUUAUCCCUUGACAUGUUACAAUCCCGUUUCAUUGUCUUCAUGCCCCUCAGCUCCAACGGAUGCAACAGUUGCAGCUGCUGCUGCCGCUGCUGCCGCUUUGAACGACAAAAGUCAAUUUCCUUCUGCAAAUGAAUUUGAUCGCAUCGUAAAUGACUAUCUCAGAAACCUGUCAAGCAAGAAGCGUGAUAAAGCACUUGUCGAUCAUAAGCGAUAUCAACUCAUCUUAUGUGUGCUCAAGGAUCCACGUAAUACAUCCAUCUCCACAGCUCAAUUUCGAUUUUGGGUAAAAAAGAUGUUUCAGCUGGUGGACAAGGAUGUCGUUUAUCACGACAACAAACCCGUUGCCAUGCGUGAGCAAAUCUAUUCCAUCUUGGUGACCGCACACAGACAAGCUCAUCAUGGUGGCCGAGAUAAGACAUCCGCUUUGGUUCGUAAGCGAUAUUCAUGGAUCCCAAAGGAAUUGAUUGCCCGGUUUGUACGACAUUGCCCAUUUUGCAUUACGCGACGAAACGGAUGUGGCAGCCCACCCACAGUUGAUGCCGGCACUCCUGAUACACCUUUGGAUGAUAUCAAGGAGGAGCCACAAUCCCAAAUGCAACAACAUCUUGAUUAUACACAUUUGGCUCAAGAGCAACAACAACAACAGCAGCCAGCUUCAUGGUGGUAUCAACAGCCUGACAUGUUUCAAAUGAGUAGCCAUGACAACCAAGGACUCGGCAAUGGAUCUUCGAGCUGUUUUCAAUGGCCGGCAAUGGGCCGACGACCAAGUAACUUUGUACCAUCGUAUUAUUAUAGUAUGCCGGCUCACACUCGGCCUGACAUGUUGAUCUCCUCACCACACGACCCACAAGGCAAUGCAUGCUCUGUUGCUGCAGCAGCAGCAGCAAUGGCUGUUAGCAGUGCAGCUUCCUCUUCAUACAUGCUUAACCAUUAUCGCCCAUUAUCACCUUGCUCUUCACUCUCAUCAUCUUCUCCACGUGAUGAAUUCCCCCCUUGUUCUUCCACAUCUAAUACUACUACAACUACUACUAUGCAACAACACCAUCACAAUAGCUACUACUCCUCCACAUCCAACCAUACUACCAUGUCUCCUUAUGCUCUCGACCUCUCACCUAUUGACUUUUUUAACCCAUCCUCCUCCACGCAAUAA